Molecule: messenger RNA, 1593 nt
Organism: Rotaria sordida
Lineage: Eukaryota; Metazoa; Rotifera; Eurotatoria; Philodinida; Philodinidae
Source: the annotation of a GenBank genome assembly
AUGAAUGCUGUACCAGAGAAUGUUGACAUUAUAGUAAUAGGUUCUGGUAUGGCUGGACUUACUGUAGCUUCCAUAAUGGCACAAGAAGGCAAAAAAGUCUUAUUACUUGAACAGCAUGAUGUUAUUGGAGGUAAUACUCAUACUUUUAAAGAAAAAGGUUUUGACUUUGAAACUGGAUUGCAUUACAUUGGUGGUAGAAUUGGUAAGAAGACAUCGAAUUUAAGAAAACAUUUUGAUUGUAUAACGAAAAAUGGAGUUGAAUGGGAAAAAAUGGAUGAUAUAUAUGAUCUUGUAGUUAUACGUGAUGGGGAGAAUCGUGAACAAUAUCCAAUGUAUUCUGAUGUUAAGAUUCUUAAGAAGACACUGAUUUCUUCAUUUGUUGAGGAAGAAAAAGCGAUUCACGAAUAUUUCAAUAUGAUUAAGAAGGUUCGUAUUGGUAUAACAGUCUUAUUUUUACUAAAAUGUAUACCGUAUCAAAGGAUUCAGAAGAUAAUUCAUAAACUUGUUCAACCUUUUCUUUCAAUAUUUGAUGAAACAACAGAACAAGUUCUAUCUAAAUUAACUAAAAACAAAAAACUUAUUGGAAUUUUGACAUACUUAUAUGGCGAUUAUGUUGAAGUUCCAUCAAGAUCAUCGUUUGGAAUGCAAGCAUUAUUAUCUGACCACUAUAUGGGUGGUGGAUACUUUCCAAUUGGAGGUCCAUCGAUGUUCGCACGUACCAUUGUUCCAAUCAUCGAAAAAUCCAAAGGAAAAGCGUUCGUUCGUGCUCCAGUUUCAUCAAUUCUUAUAAAUGAAGAGAAUAAAGCUAUUGGAGUUGUAGUAAAAGGUCAUCGGAUCUUUUCAAGUAUUGUUGUUAGUGCUAUCAGUGCAACAAAAACCUACAAGUACCUUAUACCUCAAACUCAUCAAUGUUUGGUUCAAUCUCACUUGAAGAUUAUAGAAAGUCCUGAACUUGCCUCGGAAACUGGUUAUAUGUCAAUGUUCGUUGGUCUUCAAGGUGAUUCCGAUGAACUUGAUUUACCGAAGAGAAAUUUAUGGAUAUUUCCAUCAUGGAAUCAUGAUGAAAAUAUGACGAAAUUUCGUGAUGAUUACAGUGCAGAUUUUCCAGGUAUGUUCAUAUCUUUUGCAUCUGCAAAGGAUCCAACAUAUCACACAAGAUAUCCUAAGAAGAGUGUCGCAUCAAUUAUUACUCUUGGCAUUUAUGAGCAUGUUGAAGAUUUCAAAGAUGAAAAUGCAAAACAUCGUGGUGAUGCUUAUAAUCAACUGAAAGAUCAAUGGAAAGACAGAAUGUUAGAAAUAUUUUUAAAAGAAUUUCCGAAUUUAAAAGACAAAAUAGUUUAUAUUGAUAAUGGAACAGCAAUUACAAAUGAUUUUUAUCUUGGAACUUAUCAUGGAGCUACUUGUGGACUGGCGCAUACACCAGAGCGAUUUCGACAAGUGGAAAUUCUUUCACCAACAUCGCCAAUCAAGAAUCUUUAUCUCUCAGGACAGGAUAUACUCACCUGUGGAGUAUCGGCCGGUCUUAUGAGUGGAUUUAUGACAUCAUAUGUUAUUUCUCCUAGCUUGAUAUUUAAGUACCCAAAGCGCAUCUGA